This is a messenger RNA of Myxocyprinus asiaticus (Chinese sucker), 1603 nucleotides long. RefSeq lists its product as uncharacterized. NCBI's taxonomy places the organism in Eukaryota, Metazoa, Chordata, Actinopteri, Cypriniformes, Catostomidae. The record is from RefSeq and is a predicted model, not a curated record. The transcript is spliced from 6 exons. Bases 308 to 997 code for a protein of 229 amino acids.
CAAGAGUUUGAACUGUGCCAGUUGCAUUUGAAUUUUAAAGGAAACAUAACCUCCUCAGCUUUUUGGAUUGGGGAAAAAAACAAACACUCAAGUAGGCCUAUUGACACUGACAUCACUUAUAGGUAGAUGAUAAUGCUGAUGUCACAUGAGAUGUUGAAAAAAGGUCUGUUAUUUGUAGUCUGAAUUUGAUUGUGGCUUUGAGUUGGACUUCCCCUUAGUGGUUUGUGUAAAGUUUCCAUUUCUUUGUUUCGAAGCUCUAAAAUACGUGUGCAUCUCAUUGCCUUUGUGAAGGGAGCCAGAUUUCAUCAUGUUAAAUCAUUUUAAUCAAGGGAACAACUCAAGGAUCAUUCAAUUUCUAAUCUAUCUACUCAUAUGGUGUCCAGCUGCAGAGACUUUAACAGAUCAACUAACAGAUUUGGAACAAAAUGUGAUAAUAAACUGUGAUCUCAAUGAAAAUGAGGUUUACUGGGUCUUAUCGAAACUACAAGGUCCUCCAGUGAUUAUACUACGCUCUUUCUCAACUUCGACAACUCCUUAUUAUUACAAUAAAAGAUUCAGACACAAAUAUUCAAUGCGAUCAAAACAUCUGUUUAUAAGUAAUGUAACGAUUGAUGAAUUAGGAGUUUAUUACUGUAUGAACACAGAAAUCCCCCCAAAAUUCAGCGAUGGCACAAAACUACACGUCAUUGAACAAACUCAACAAACAGAGUGCCAGAAUUAUACAGUAUUGCAGUAUAUUCAGCAGAAUCAAACAGAAGUGAGCUAUAUUCAGCAGAAUCAGACACAAUGGCAGAUUAUUACAGUCAUAUCUUGUCUGCUAAAUGGUGUUCUGAUCAUUGGUACUUUAAGUUGUUACUCUGGAGAAAGCUCAAAACUUCAAAGUACAGAUUUACAGUUGACUCAAGCAAUGGUUCUGCAACCAUCUCAAGAGCUAAGCAAAGAACUGUACACUGAAGUGGUCUUUUCCACGCUGUGUGAAGGUUUUGGAAACAGUUAAGUCAACAGAACCUGGGCUUUUCUGCUGGGUCAUUGUUACUGGAAGAACACGGCAGAACAAUGGAGUCUCCAGUAAAACCCACAACUGUCACCUGCAGAGAUGCUGAAAUGAGAGAGAACUUAGAAAAAUACACAGUUUGGUAUAUUGGAAUGUGGCAUGAAUUUGUUUGGUAGGAGCUCACCUUUGCAUAUUAGCAGUAUAAACAGAUAGAUGAUGCAAAGACUAUAGAAACAAAAAAAACAAACAAACCAAAAAACAUUUUUACAGAAAGAUCUGGUUGAAUGUGACAGUUAUCUUAAAAGUCUUGAAGGGUGACUAUCAAAACAUUGCUGUUUGUUUGAGCAUCCUGACCAGCCCAGCAUUAGCUCAGCCAAUGGCGUGUGUUUCGGGCUAGAUUAUGCUGUUCUGCCAACCAAUUUUGGGGAGUGUUUGGGGAAAGCUAUUUGAAAAAAACAAUAAUUAUUUUAGCAAUUCCUUGAUGCUGGAUUCACAGACUUGCACACUUUAAAUUAAAUAAUUAGUUCACCCAAAAAUGAAUAUUCUCUCAUUAUUUACUCACGCUUAUGCUGUCUCAAACUCGUAUUACUUUCUUUCUUCUGCCAAACU